Messenger RNA from Phialemonium atrogriseum, 1164 nucleotides. RefSeq lists its product as uncharacterized. The record is from RefSeq and is a predicted model, not a curated record. Bases 12 to 1082 code for a protein of 356 amino acids. Lineage: Eukaryota; Fungi; Ascomycota; Sordariomycetes; Cephalothecales; Cephalothecaceae. The transcript has a single exon.
AUUUGUCGUCAAUGCCCCCCUCAGCGGCCAGAUGCCAUCAAUCGGAAGUGGUCGUCAUGUCCACAGCCAACCCGAAGAGGAGAGAUGCUGCCAUGGACCACCCGCCGUUUCCAGUGGCACACCAAUUAAACACCGAACUCGAUUCCCUCGUGUUGCCAAUCACAGCGCAGUCCCCACCGCUUCGACUACCCGGCCAGCCACGAAUCCUCACGACGCAGAGACACGCAGUUCGGGGGCUGCUGGAAAAAGAAUUCCUCCUCGGGGACCUCGAAGAGAUAUCGGGAUAUCUCUGGAUCAUGUCAAAGCAAGACAGCAAAAGCAUCUCGCCCCUGCAUCGUCAAGCCGUCAAGGGCCGCUCCAUCGUCGUCACCGAAGACCCCCGUCUGCAUCUCAUCUGGCACCACGGCCGGAUCUUCAUCAAGCCCAUCCCCAAGUACAUCCUCUCCCACCGGUUCUGGCAGGCAUUCCUCCCCCCCGAGACCCCCUGGUCGGCGGGACAGGACGCCCUCCUCCGAGCCAUCUUCGGCUACCUGCGAACGUACCGCUCACUCGUGCGGUACGAGUCCGACUUCCGCAUCGCGACAAGCGAGGCCCUCCAGCUGAUACCCGGAGACGUCACGUUCGCGGCCUUCGUCGACUUCCUCUCGCAUUUCGAAAAUAUCCCCGACGAGGACGUGUCCGGCCGCUACGGCUACGGAGAGAUUCGCCUGACGAGGCUGAACUUCUACUGCAAGUUCUUGCUGGGAAAGACGAGCUUUCAUCGCGUGUACGCCCAGUACGGCGAUUACUUUUCGACGUUUUACACGCCGAUGCUCUUUUCGUUCGCGACUUUCUCGGUGGUGUUGAGCGCGAUGCAGGUUGAGAUGUCCGCCGAGGCACUGGAUGUUGAGUCGCGGUGGACCGGCUAUUGGACCUUCUGCCGGUGGUCGAGUCUUACCAUUCUGGCCAUCACGUUCGCGCUGGCUUUUUGGCUGCUGUUGCUGUUUUUGCUCAAGUUUGUUAGGGAAUGGAUCAAGGCUAUCAGUGACCGCAUGGACCGAAGGCGAAUGAUGGAAGUGAAAGCCAGAGGUCCCGUCGCCUGAGGGGGAUCCGCGAGCAUGGCUGAGCAAGGCAUACCUGUUGGCGUUCUCGCUCAGUCAGAGGGAUAAUUAUAUGACACAUAAA